AUGUUUAGUGAAUAUAUCGAGAAAGGUAUCGAUAUUCUGAAGGGUACUAUGAAUAUUGGAGAUCUAAAAAAACAUGUUUUAUGUGAUGAUUGUAGAAAACCUACAGCUUCUGCUUGUGGAUGUUGCAAAAAAUAUUCUAAAGGAUAUUAUGUCAUGCAAUUUUAUGCUCAACAACUUCAGAUGUUUGAAGACCACUUAUGA
This is a messenger RNA of Scutellospora calospora, 201 nucleotides long. NCBI's taxonomy places the organism in Eukaryota, Fungi, Glomeromycota, Glomeromycetes, Diversisporales, Gigasporaceae. The record is from the annotation of a GenBank genome assembly.